UCAUGGGUGACGCUGGCGGUUGCUGCUGUAACCUUUUAAACUUGAAACAGAAGAGCAAAGCUUCCACUCCAAAAUGAGCUGGUGGUGGGCUGGAGCUAUUGGCGCUGCCAAGAAAAAGCAUGAGGAUGAUGAUCAUGAAGCGCCAAGAAGCUUCAAAAGCGUGGGAUUGGUGAUUGGCGUGACCGGCCUAGUGGGCAACAGCCUUGCCGAAAUCCUCCCCCUCCAUGACACGCCCGGAGGUCCCUGGAAGGUCUACGGUGUCGCACCCCGUCCACGCCCAGAUUGGAGCGUUGACCACCCCGUUGAAUACAUCCAAUGCGACAUCUCCGACCCAAUCGACGCCCAAACCAAGCUCUCCCAAUUGACCGACGUCACCGACAUCUUCUACGUCACCUGGACCAGUCGCUCCACCGAGGCCGACAACUGCGAGGCCAACGGCGCCCUACUGCGCAACGUCUUGAGCUCCGUGAUUCCAAAUGCGCCAAAUCUCCGCCACGUGUGCCUCCAGACCGGCACCAAACACUACGAUGGACCUUUCGAGGCGUACGGCAAGGUGGCUCCCCAUGACACGCCGUCUACGGAGGAUUUGCCCCGAUUGAAUGUACCGCUUUUUUAUUACAACCUCGAGGAUGUGUUGUUCGAAGAGGUGGAGAAGAAAGAGGGCUUGACCUGGUCCGUACACCGACCCGGACUUAUUUUCGGGUUUUCGCCUUAUAGCAUGCUGAGCAUUGUGAGCAUGCUUUGCGCGUACGCUGCUAUAUGCAAGCAGGAGGGGUUGGCGUUGAGAUUUCCGGGUAGCAAAGCGGGUUGGGAUUCGUAUUCGGAGGCUUCAGACGCGGAUCUGAUAGCGGAGCAGCAAAUAUGGGCGGCGGUGGACCCGUAUGCCAAAAACGAAGCGUUUAAUAUCAACAAUGGGGACGUGUUUAAGUGGAAGCAGUUGUGGAAGGUGUUGGCGGAGGAAUGGGACGUGUUUAAGUGGAAGCAGUUGUGGAAGGUGUUGGCGGAGGAAUUUGAGAUUGAGGAGUAUGGGUUUGAUGAGGGGUUUAGCUUGGUGGAGAUGAUGAGGGACAAAGGUGGAGUGUGGGAAGAGAUUGUGGGGGAAAAUCAGCUGCGACACACAAAGUUGGAGGAGUUGGGGCUGUGGGAGGUUGUGGAGGUUGUAUUGGGCGGGGGAGCUGAGUUGUCUAGCAUGAACAAGAAUAAAGAGCACGGGUUUUGCGGGUUUAGAAACUCCAGGAAUUCCCUUGUUUAUUGGAUUGAUAAAAUGAAAGCUCACAAGAUUGUACCAUGAUUGAAUUCAUAAUGUUGAAUUUUGAUUGGAAAUGUUUGGUUGCUGUGUGAUUGUGACUUGUAAGUUUAAUGUUGGUAUGACUUUUUGGUGUAAAUAUGUGAAUAUGGACAUGUUGAUUGAGUUUUUGUCA
Prunus avium (sweet cherry) is the source of this 1421-nucleotide messenger RNA. Its product is annotated as (S)-8-oxocitronellyl enol synthase CYC2-like. The record is from RefSeq and is a predicted model, not a curated record. NCBI's taxonomy places the organism in Eukaryota, Viridiplantae, Streptophyta, Magnoliopsida, Rosales, Rosaceae.